AAAUAAUAAGAAAGCAGAAAAGGAAGGUGCUCGUGAAUUUGCGGUGAGCUUGUUCUUCACAUUCACAUAACAAUCUCUUUCUCUCUCACAUCACACAACGCUUCAUCAUUCCUUGCAGAACCGACAAGCAUCUCAAACAAACAAAGCCACAAUUCAUUCAAAUUCUGCAUCGCAUUUCAACAUACUAUUUCCUACUCCAAACUUGUAUUCACAAUCUCGCCAACAAAGGGUUGAUCUCGGUGGUUGAUUUCAUCAUUUAAGGCAUAACUCAAAUUGCUAUGUUUUAUACCUAAAGCUUUCAUUGUAGAUAGAUAGAGCUUUUAUUGAAUGACAUGAAUUGGGGUAUACCUAAAGAUUCUCCCAAAAUGUCUUACCAUCCAAGGUCACUUUCUUGGAUUGUUGUAUUAGUAGGAGCACUUGCAAUUUUCUUAAUUUAUGCUUCCUUUGUUCUUGUAUCUGCGCCGAUUGGUGCCACUGUUAACGGGUAUUUUUACGGUAUAGGUAGUUCAGAGAAGUUAGAUUUGUCUGUCCCUCACACUCAUGAUGCUUCGAUUGAUACACACUCGAAUAAAAGUUUAGAUCUUGAUGAUAAUAAACCAUCUUUAGAUAAAAAAUCUUUUACCGAGGCUAGUGAUGAUAGCAAUAUAGAACAAAUUGACACUACUAUAAACUCACAAAUAGACAAUAGUAAGUCGAAUUAUGUGAAGCUUCCGACUAGGGAGGAUGUGAAUGAAACUUCUGAUGUAAAAGUUUCGAAUUCACCAGAACCCGUGACUUCAAUUGGAGAUAAAUUAGAUGCGGCCAAUACUAGAUUGCCUGCUAAAGAAAAUUCACAAGUUGAUUCAACUUCAAGUGCAACCGUGCCAGUAGAAAAAGGUACCGAUUCUUCCAAUUCGACAGGGAGUAUUAGGACUGAAGAACCUCCUUCUGCGGUUUCGAUCAAUCAGUCUAGUGAUGCAUUUACAAAGUCAAAUGAGACCUCUGCGACUUCUGAUAAUUCUGCAUCAACAACUGUUCCAGAAUCAGUAGAGAAGCCAGAUAACGCCUCACAUGCCGGUUCAGUUAAUUCAGGCUGUGAUCUGUACCAUGGGAAUUGGGUACAUGAUCCGUUGGGACCACUAUACACAAACAAUACAUGCCCUGUAAUUACACAGAUGCAGAAUUGCCAGGGUAAUGGGAGACCUGACAAAGAUUAUGAGAAUUGGCGGUGGAAGCCCUUCCAAUGUGACAUCCCACGAUUUGAUCCCAAGAAAUUUUUGGAGCUGAUGAGAGGGAAGACCUUGGCUUUCAUUGGAGACUCAGUAGCUCGAAACCAGAUGGAAUCAAUGUUGUGUAUUCUGUGGCAGGUAGAGGUACCGAAGAAUCGGGGAAACCGCAAUAUGCAGCGAUAUUAUUUUAGGUCCGCAUCUGUAAUGAUAGUCCGGAUAUGGUCCUCGUGGCUUGUCAAACAAACAUCCGAACCAUUUGAUUAUGCUCCAGCUGGUGUGGAUAAGCUCCAUCUUGAUGCCCCUGAUACAAAGUUAAUGGAGUAUAUCCCAAACUUCGACGUGGUUGUCCUUUCUUCUGGUCAUUGGUUUGCUAAGCAGUCUGUGUAUAUCUUAAACAAUGAGAUAGUGGGAGGGCAGUUAUGGUGGCCAGACAAGUCUAAGCAAAUGAAGGUAAACAAUAUUCAAGCAUAUGGUAUAUCUGUCGAAACAAUUCUUACCGCUCUUGCUGCACAUCCAACUUACAAAGGUCUUACAAUUGUGAGAUCCUAUUCACCCGAUCAUUAUGAGGGUGGAGCCUGGAACACAGGUGGAUCAUGCACCGGGAAGGUUAAGCCUAUUACACUUGGCAAACUCGUAGAAAACGAGUACACAAAUACAAUGCAUGGGCAACAGGUUACAGGUUUUAAUCGUGCUAUGGAAAAGGCUACAAAUCAAUCAAAGUUGAAGUUAAUGGACAUUACCAAAGUUUUUCAAUACCGGCAUGAUGGUCAUCCUGGGCCUUACAGGAGCCCUGACCCAAAUAAGAUCACAAAACGUGGCCCAGAUGGAAGGCCACCACCACAGGAUUGCUUGCACUGGUGCAUGCCAGGUCCUGUCGAUACCUGGAAUGAACUUGUGCUGGAAAUCAUCAAGAGAGAAUAUGAAGGUGGAAGUGCGUCAUGAGAUGUUAUGCUCACCUCUCGUUAGAUAUGCUUAAAGAGUGCAAACAUCCCUUCUAUUUUUCAAAUGACUGAUUACUGCCCUGUAUUCAUUGGGAGAUUGCAAAUGACACCCCUCCUCUAUUUUAUUUUGCACAAUAGAUAGGAGUUGUUUGUAAUUAAGGGAAGUUGAAUAUUUGUUACUAUAUAUAGAGGUGAUGAAUGUGUCAUUUAAGCAAGCAUACUUUAGAGGAGGUGGGGGAUGUAAUAUUCUCUUUAUUUUACUUUGUUUAUUUGACAUUGAGGCUUCAUGUUCUGCUUGUACACUCAUGAGGUUGAAUUAUGUAAAUUUGACUUUAUAGAGAGGUAAAAAUAGGGAUCGGAUGUAUCUUCUUUUCACAGAAUAAUUUGAUAUUAUAGAGAAAUUAUUUAAUUA
Messenger RNA from Trifolium pratense (red clover), 2561 nucleotides. Its product is annotated as protein YLS7-like. The record is from RefSeq and is a predicted model, not a curated record. Bases 333 to 2150 code for a protein of 605 amino acids. Gene Ontology annotation, molecular function: O-acetyltransferase activity. Gene Ontology annotation, cellular component: Golgi apparatus. Lineage: Eukaryota; Viridiplantae; Streptophyta; Magnoliopsida; Fabales; Fabaceae. The transcript has 4 exons.